AUGAACUGUCGAAGCUCGCCUUCUUGCUCGCUGCCAAGGGCGCCGUCAAAGAGGGUGAGCGGCAUAUCAAUGCCACCGUUGGGGGUCAGGGAUGCCAAAAAUGAACUGUCGAAGCUCGCCUUCUUGCUCGCUGCCAAGGGCGCCAUCAAAGAGGGUGAGCGAGGAGUAACGCCACCGUCGGUGGUCAGGGUGCCAAAAAAUGGAUUGUCGAAGCAGGGCAGGGCUUCCUUCUCGCCGCUAGGGCUGUCGUCAAAGAGGGUGAGCGGCGGAUUAUCGCCACCAUUGGUGGUCAGAGGUGCCACAAAAUGGAUUAAAACCGUUGGACGGCACCCUGGGUGUCCAGCGUACUGGUCUUCUUCGUCGCUGCCAAGGGCGACGUCUAAGAAGGUGAGUGGUAUAUCAAUGCCACCGUUGGGUAACAGGGGUGUCAAAAAAUGGAUUGUCGAAGCAGGUCUUCCUCCUCGCCGC
Iphiclides podalirius (scarce swallowtail) is the source of this 468-nucleotide messenger RNA. NCBI's taxonomy places the organism in Eukaryota, Metazoa, Arthropoda, Insecta, Lepidoptera, Papilionidae. The record is from the annotation of a GenBank genome assembly.